Molecule: messenger RNA, 1025 nt
Organism: Saccostrea cuccullata (small rock oyster)
Lineage: Eukaryota; Metazoa; Mollusca; Bivalvia; Ostreida; Ostreidae
Product: intraflagellar transport protein 22 homolog
Exons: 6
Coding region: 75-629 (184 amino acids)
Biological process (GO): intracellular protein transport
Cellular component (GO): endomembrane system
Molecular function (GO): GTPase activity
Source: RefSeq, a predicted model, not a curated record
UCUGCAACACAGAUGAACACUAGGCGGCGCUGUGAAAGCUUCCUUAGCAUUCCUUCUUCAAAAGUGAAAUCAUCAUGUUUAAAGUUAAAAUUCUCGUCGUAGGACCCUGUAUGGCAGGAAAGACAGCAUUGUCCAAUUUCCUAGCAGACGCCACAGAAGGAAGCAGUGGAGAGUACCAUCCUACCCAGGGAGUAAGAAUUCUGGAGUUUGAAUCCCAGACCAACAGCAGACAGGGAGUGGAUGUGGAAAUGUGGGACGUCAGUGGGGAUCCAAAAUUUGAAUCUUGUUGGUCAGCUCUUGCUAAAGAUACCAAUGGAGUGAUAUUUGUAUAUAACCCUGACCAGCCCAAUCAUGAUAAAGACUUAGAAAACUGGUAUAACUAUUUUGUUGAAAACCAAAAUAUUAAAGAAAGCGCCUGCAUAAUAUUUGCACAUCACAAACCAGGGGCAAAUGAAAGGGAAAGAUCUGUACUUUCUGACACAUUUAAGAAGAUUCAUGUGAUACAAACAAACAUUGAUGAUGAUGGUGAAACACUGAGAAAUGAAUUCAUGAACUACUUAACACAGCUACUGGCAGCCAUGACAGACAAGAGAGAGCAGGAGGAAUUAAGCAUCAUGAAUAACCGAUGACAAAGUUAGACCGCUAUGAAGACAUUUUUGACAAUUGAUAUUUUUUUUUCAUGUCCAUACUUUUAAAGUUAUUUUAUAUAUUUAAAAAAUGUUUGAAUUUCCAUUUUUUCUACCAAAAAUUGUUGUGAUCAACUUUUUAUGAAAGGUAUAAAGCAACAUCUGAGUGUAAUUUUUUAAACUCUUAAAAUGUAUUAAUAUAAGCAUCAAAUAAAAAAUCUGUAUAAUUAGAUCAAUUAUAAAAAGAGAAACUAUAACUAAUAUAAAUGAAAUGUUUCUUGUAUUUGACAUUUGUAAGUACAUGUUGACACACUGAAAGGUGAUAUGAAAUGAUUAUACAUGUAUGUACAUUAUAAUGGAAGUAUUAUUUACUGGAAAUUAAAAUGAUACACAAGAUCA